Messenger RNA from Eufriesea mexicana, 1351 nucleotides. RefSeq names its product inositol-tetrakisphosphate 1-kinase. Gene Ontology annotation, cellular component: cytoplasm. Gene Ontology annotation, molecular function: inositol-1,3,4-trisphosphate 5-kinase activity; magnesium ion binding; inositol-1,3,4-trisphosphate 6-kinase activity. Lineage: Eukaryota; Metazoa; Arthropoda; Insecta; Hymenoptera; Apidae. The transcript has 5 exons. The record is from RefSeq and is a predicted model, not a curated record. Bases 380 to 1351 code for a protein of 323 amino acids. Gene Ontology annotation, biological process: inositol trisphosphate metabolic process.
GGGCAAGUAGGUAUACGAAUUUAAGUGACAGUCACUGUACAUCCCUAACCUGUGAUCUUUUAUUAUAUAUUUUAAGACCAAUAACGAUAAUCCUACUUAUAUAUGAAGUUUAGAUUAAAAAAGAUAAAGAUAUUUUAUAAAUUGAGUGGAAAACAUAUGUAACCAGAGAAAAUACAAUAGCAUCGUGGAGGAUUAUUUUUUAAACGAUCCAAACAUAACCCAACAUUUUGGGAAAAAUAUGAAAUUUGUUGAUACAAGAAUCUCAUAGAUAACGCGUUAACAAAGUAUAGUUUACUUUAGUGGAUUAUUAAAAUAAUGUACUGUUUACGCUUUCAUAAAUAAAAAUUAUAUACAACACAAAAAAACGACGCGAGAAAAAAUGUGCGACAAGUACGUCAUUGGUUACUCGAUAUCUGAAAAAAAGCGACAGAAAUUUAAUUGGAAUGAUUUUUGUAGUGUUUGUGAAUCCGAAGGGUUUCUAUUAAAAAUGAUUGAUAUAAAUUCUGAUCUUGAACCUCAGGGACCAUUUCAUGUUUUUAUAUACAAAAUGGCAGAUAAGCUAGCACUUGCUGAAUAUGGUGAUCAAAAUGCCAAAGCAAUUAUUUCAAAAAUGAAAGAAUACUUCUGUCGACAUCCAGAAAUAAUAGUUAUUGAUCCCUUGGACAAUAUUAGGAUUUUAAUAAAUCGUUAUAAAUCAUAUGAAAUCUUACAAAAACAGUUAAAACUCAAAGAUGUAUUUACUCCAAGGUUUGUAGAAAUUACAAGUAACAAUAAUCUUAAGAAUAGAACACUGUUAAGAAUGACAGGUAUUAAGUUCCCAUUUCUUUGUAAACCACUUGUCGCACAGGGUUCCAAUGAUGCACAUAAGAUGAUGGUGAUCUUCAAUGAACAGGGUUUAAAAGAUUGUCCACGUCCCUGUGUGGCUCAAGAAUUUAUCAACCAUAAUGCAGUUUUACACAAAAUAUACAUAGUUGGAGAAAACUUUCAUGUAUUUGAAAGACCUAGUUUCAAGAACUUUUAUGAAAAAGACUGUACUGCAUUAAACACAAUAUUUUUUAGUUCUCACGAUAUAUGUAAGAGCGGUACCAAGUCUAAAUGGUCAAUUUUAACAGAGGAAAACAUUCCAUUAACAGUAAAACCUAAACGUGAAAUAUUAGAAAAGAUAGUUAAAAGAGUUACAGAACUUUUUGGACUACUCUUGGUUGGUGUAGAUGUUGUUAUUGAAAAUCAUACUGGGAAAUAUGCAAUCAUAGAUGUAAAUAUGUUUCCGGGAUAUGACAGUUAUCCCAAUUUUUUUGAACAAUUAAUAAGCUGCAUUAAGAAGUUAUCAAUUAAACAUAAGGAUUUGUAG